GGUCAGUCAGUCGCAACCGUACUGCGGAACACUCCACAAUAUUGCAAAAUGCGUUGGCUCCACACAGUAGCGGUGGCGUGCUUGCUGCACGUGGUGGUACCAGCCGAGUACCUGCUGCCGGGCGACGUGGUGCCCAACCACUACCAUCUCCAGUACACCUUCGACAUAGACCCCACCACCAACUUCAGUUAUUUCGCCGUCGUUGACAUAUUCCUGCACGUGAGAAAAUCGACGUCGAGAAUAGUUCUCCACGCAAAUGACAUAUCCAUUGUGGAUCCUAUCAUCCGCCAGGGUGAUACGCAAUCACACCAGGUCACGGGCUAUAGGGUCAACGACACCUACAGCCUGAUGACCAUCAGUCUGGACAAGGAGUUGGAGGAGAACCAGAACUACACCCUGACCAUACCGUUCUAUGGUAACGUUAAGCACGGAUUGGAUGGAGCGUACAUUAGCACAUAUGUUAAUCAGCAGACGAAGGAGAAAGAAUACCUGAUCACAACUCAGUUCGAGGCUAUAUCAGCACGCAAAGCGUUCCCCUGCUUCGAUGAGCCGAUGUACAAGGCCACCUACUCCAUCGUCAUUGGACAUCACAAGGACUACACAGCUAUAUCCAACAUGCCUCUGGAGAACUCUGCUUCAGAAAACACUCUCGAAGACCACUGGCCAUGGAGUCACAUUGAAAAGAAAUUCAAGAAACCUAAGUCUGAAUUCGUAUGGGAUUCGUAUGAGAAGUCGGUAGCUAUGUCAACCUACCUUCUUGCUUUCGUGGUCUCCAAAUUCUCCUUCGUCCAGAGCCCUUCGGACCUGUCGGAUACUAAGUUCAGGAUAUGGGCAAGACCUGACGCCUUAGACCAGACCGCCUAUGCCUCCAAGACUGGUCCCAAAGCCCUGUCGUACUUCGAGCAAUGGUUCAAUCUGAGCUACCCACUGCCUAAGCAGGACAUGAUCGCCAUUCCCGACUUCGCAUCAGGUGCCAUGGAGAACUGGGGUCUCAUCACUUACAGGGAGAAGGAUCUGCUGUAUGAUGAGAAGCAAUCUUCUUUCUUGAACAAGGAGAGAGUCGCUACGGUAAUUGCCCACGAGCUCGCCCACCAGUGGUUCGGUAACCUGGUCACCAUGAAGUGGUGGUCAGACCUCUGGUUGAACGAGGGUUUUGCAACCUUCGCUGCCACCGUCGCAGUCAACCACGUGGAACCGACCUGGAACGCCGACAAGAGCUCUGCUGUCAAUGAUAUGCUGCUCAUCAUGAACUUGGAUGCUCUUGAGUCUUCACAUCCCGUGUCGGUCCCUAUCGACGAUCCCAAGCGUAUCUCUGAGAUUUUCGACGACAUCUCCUACCAGAAGGGAUCCACUCUCAUUCGGAUGAUGACCAUGUUCCUCGGAGACGAGGUCUUUAGAAAGGCCAUAAACAACUACCUUCGUAAGUACUCAUACAACAAUGCGGAGCAGGACGACCUCUGGCGCGAGCUGACGGCAGUGAGCGACGAGUACGGAGCUCUGCCUGGCAACGUCUCCGUCAAGGAUAUAAUGGACACGUGGACCACUCAGACUGGAUACCCCAUCCUUACCGUCACCAGGGAUUAUGAGGACAAGUCCGUUACCGUGAUGCAGCGUCGCUACCUGUCCCUGGCGGCGCGGUCCGCGGGGCGUACGUCGUGGUGGGUGCCGCUGAGCGUGCUCAGCGAGGCGGAGGCGCGCGGCGCGGCGCCCGCACUGCGCUGGCUGGCGGCCGGACAGGGACUCACCUCGCAGCACCGCUUCGACCACACAGCCGAGCAGGACCAGUGGCUGCUCUUCAACCACGAUAUGAUUGCUCCGUACCGCGUCAACUACGACAUUGGCAACUGGCAGCUGCUGUCCAACACCCUGAAGUCCAAUGACUACACGCGCGUGCCUCUACUCGGCAGGGUUCAACUCCUGUCUGAUGUAUUCGCACUCGCUUGGACCAACCACCUCGAGUACUCCACCGCACUCAACUUGGCAUCCUACCUCCAACACGAGACAGAGUACCUCCCUCUGUACACCGGCUUAAGAGGACUGAUGCAGAUCGAGAAUGUUCUCAAACGCACUCCGGACUACGGCGCCUUCCAGAAGUUUGUGAGGAAACUCAUCGGCGAGAUAUACGUGAGGUCGGGAGGACUUGCCACCAAGAAGAUCCUCAACGGACACGACCUGAACAGCGUCAAGAUGCAGGUGACAAUGAGCUCGUGGGCGUGCCGUAUGAAGGUGCCAGGGUGCGAGGAGAACGCCAUGCAGCUCUUCCGCCAGUGGAUGGACACUGAGAACCCAGAUGAGAACAACCCUAUCCCGCUGGACCUGCGUCGCAGUGUGUACUGCGUGGGGGUGUCGCGCGGCGGCCCGGCGGAGUGGCGGUUCGCGCUGGCGCGGGAGCAGCGCGCCAACGUGGCCGCCGCGCGCUCCGCGCUGCUCGCCGCCCUCACCUGCUCCAAGGACGUCUGGAUACUCGCGCAGUACUUGGAAUGGACAGUCACGGAAGGGUCUGGCGUGCGUAAACAGGAUGUCCUACCAGUCAUCGUAAACAUCAUCAGGUCGCCCGUCGGGUACUACGUCGCCAAGGACUUCAUCUACACCCGGGUCGAAGAUAUUUACAAUACGUUCAAGGGCCAGUACAGGCGCAUGGGAGACAUGAUCAAGACAUUGCUGCAGCAGUUCACCACCCAGGGAGAGCUGGACACUUUCCUAGCGUGGCGUGAGAAGAACACCAAGUUCUUAGUCGACUCGAAGUUGGCUGUAGAACAAGCCAUCGAGAACGCGAAGGUCAACAUCAACUGGAUCACGAAGAACAGGAAGAAUGUCGUCGAUAAACUCAGGGAGUUUUCCACGUAAGGAGUUUAGUUAUGUCACCGUUUGUCAGGGGAAUAAAUUGCGAAAGAUUUGCUGGCGUCAAACUAUCGCAUUUGGACACUGAAUCUACAUUAUAAAGCAAGCAAAAAUAUAAUAAAAUGUCUCCUUACUUGUUUGAAUUGUGUUUAAGACUUUCUUCAAAAUUCCCUCUUUAAGAGUUCAAAGUUUAAUUUCGGUUUAGGUAGCUAUUCUCCUGACAAAUUAGCAGAAAAUGAGGCCAGUAGGUCCAAUAAGAGUCCUAGUGCUUCUAUGUAGUGUAGUAGCUAGAUAAGUAGGCAUUGUAAUAAUUCGUAUACUGUACUUAAUAUGGCUGACAUUUUUAAAAAGCAUAGCUUCGUAUUACUAGUUCGGUUGCUUUAUAAGUAAUUCUCACAAAUAAUUUGUUUCACAUAUAAAAAUGUUAAUUGGUUUUUUUAUUAAAUAAAAAACGGCCUCUUCCUAGCUCCGGUUUACCAAUAAAACUUCAAUUUUAGAAAUUAAAUAUUUCCCGUAAUUAACAGUAUUUUGAAUUAAUUUUAUUCUAAUUGAAAUGUUUAAUUUCUAUCGUGUUAAGUACCUAGAUACUUAAUUAAACGUAGAACAAAAUAGCUAAUUACAACCAGUGUAGAACAAACAGUAGUUUGUAAUCAAAUUUUAUAACGUUUAGUUUAUUUUUAGUCCGCGACGACAACCUGGGAUGCCGUGGAAGGGACAGCCUAGCUUCAUGAGUUCUAUAUACGCGAUACACAACAUUUCUAGAGCUCGGCUGAGGCCGUUUGAGUAUUACGUCGGAAAAUAGUGUUUAUUUUGUGAUAGGAAUAAAGACUGUUGUUAUAUUUCAGACAGUUAAAGGGUAAAUUAAUAUCCAAGUUAGGGGAAAGGUUUUUCAAUGUGUCUGAAUUUUUAAUCAAGUCAACUGACAGUUUUUUUUUACUUUUUCUACAACUUGGCGACUUGCUCUGCCGUGCACCUAUUUUGUUUUUAAUUAAACACUGGCUUUAUUUGUGUUGCCAAUUAUUAUUUUAAUGGCUUUAAUUUUGUGUUACCAGUGAAAAAAACUAUAUUUUCUUUAACAAGCUGCCUCGUUUACCUAUUUGUUAUUGUUUAUGUAUUUAAUUUUUAAGUUUUAGAUGAAUCUUGAUAGAAAAAAAUCUAAAUAAUUAUGUAUUUCUGCAAUGUUUUAUAAUAAUGAUGAUUUUAAUUCUAUUUUAAAUAAUUUAUAAAAUACCGUUGGCAUAAUGUGUAGAUAUUUAUUGUUAAUGGUAUAACUCCGUCCAGUACAAGUUUAUGAAUCGUUACUUAUUUCAUAAAAAUAGAAUUAAAAAUAAA
Messenger RNA from Spodoptera exigua (beet armyworm), 4173 nucleotides. The record is from the annotation of a GenBank genome assembly. Lineage: Eukaryota; Metazoa; Arthropoda; Insecta; Lepidoptera; Noctuidae.